This is a messenger RNA of Rotaria sp. Silwood1, 3534 nucleotides long. Lineage: Eukaryota; Metazoa; Rotifera; Eurotatoria; Philodinida; Philodinidae. The record is from the annotation of a GenBank genome assembly.
AUGGCGAAAGCCGUCUUUGUCAUUUAUAUUAUUGCCUGUUUUAUUACGGCAUCAUUGGCAUAUAAAGAAGAAUGUGCUGUUGGUCCUGCAUAUUGGUGUAAAUCAUUUGAAAAUGCUCAAGAUUGUGGUGCAUUACGUCAUUGUACCGAUACAGUUUGGCGUUAUGAUGAAAAAUAUACAAAAGUUGAUUCAUCAACAACAUGUGAAUGGUGUCAAAAAAUUCUUGAAAAUACUCACAAAGGCAUUCAACAUUUGACUAAUAAUGAGGAUUUAAUUAUAUCAUCAUUAAUGAAUGGAUGUAAAUUAUUUCCAUUGUCAAGUGUUUCAUCAAAAUGCACAAAUGUAGUUGAACAUUAUGGAAUAUCAGUUGCUUCACUAAUGAAAAAUAAACGUUAUGCUACAUUAUGUUAUUUGAUGAGUAUUUGUUCGAAUGAACCAGUAACAGAACCUUCAACGACGGAAAAACCAACGAUUCUUGGACAAAAACGAUGUACAUGGGGUCCAUCAUAUUGGUGUUCAUCAUUAAGUAAUUCACGUGAAUGUAGUGCAACAGAUCAUUGUUCAAAUAAAAUUUGGUCACAACAAUCAAUCGAAAAGAAACCAAAUGAUAAUAUUUGUCAAUAUUGUGAAUUUACUAUUCAAAAAUUACGUACUCUUGUCGAAAAUGAAAAAAUCGAAAUGAGUGUCGAAAAAUGGUUAUCUGGCGCUUGUUCAAUGUUACCAACAAAAGAAUCGAUUGAUGAAUGUGUAGAAAUGAUGAGUCAAUAUGCAAGAGAAAUUCUUACUUUAAUUAAAACUAAUAUUGAUCCUGGCGUAAUCUGUCAUUUGGCACAUAUGUGUAAAGAAGCAACAAUUAUAACUCGAGUGGAAAUUAACAAUAAUAAACCAGAAGAAAAACCUAUUGUAAAUUUUGACAAUAAUCAAAUAAGUGAAAUACCUAUUGAUGAACAAUCAAAAAUGUUAUGUAAUGUUAUUGUUCGUGCUACACAUGAUCUUCAUAUUAAUCAACAUAAAGAUCGAGAUGAAAUUCAAAUAUUUUUAAAAGAUGAUUGUCAAAAAUUAUCAACAGACGAACUUAUACGAAAGUGUGAAGAUUUAGUUGAACAACAUGGUAUUGAUAUAUAUGGACAUGUUACAAGUAAUAUUGAAUUAUCAAAAGUUUGUGAUUAUAUGGAUAAUUUUAUUGAUCAUUCUGCUCUUCAAUCUCUUCCAAAUGUACAUUGUGAAUUAUGUACAUUUGUUUUAAAAACAUCAAAAUAUAUGCUUGAUGCUAAACAAUCAGAAGAUAAAGUACUUCUUUAUAUUGAUGAACAAAUAUGUUCACGUUUUACUGGUAUAGCAAAGAAAAAUUGUAAGAAUAUAAUUGAAAAUAAUGGAAAAGAUUUAAUCAAUAGUAUUCAAUGUGAAACGAAAUCAAUGCUUCUUUGUACUCGUUUUCAAGUUUGUAUUGAUCAAGUUCUUGAUAAAACAAGUUCAAUAGAAAAAAAUGAAAUCAAUUCAUUUCUUAAAGAAAAUAUUUGCGAAAAUCUUGGAACAUUUAAAGAUGCUUGUAAUGCAUUUGUCGAAAAAGAUGCUAAUGGUCUUAUGCGUACACUUGCUAAUGAUAUGGAAGGUGAUGUACUUUGUCGUAUAUUUGGAAUGUGUCCAAAGAAAAUGUCAUUUCUUGAUAAUUUGGCUGUUAAUGAUGAUAAAAAUAAAUGUCAACGAUGUAUUGAUGAUUUUACAAGACGAAAACAUAUUGCUGAAAAACUUGUGAAUCAUUCAUCGGAAUUUCUUCAUCAUCUCUGUGGACAAUUACCUGACAAAGAUGAUUGUCUAAAAGCAGUUGAUGAUUCAAUAAAUGAACUUGUAAAUUUCAUUCGAACAUUGGAUCCACAAGAUAUUUGUAUAAAAUUAAAUUAUUGUAAUUCAACAAUGUUAGAAACAAUUGAACCAAUUCGAAUUAGUUCAACAGAUGAUUUAAUAUCAUCUUUAACGAGAGAUACACUCAAUUGUACUCUAUGCAAAUUGGCAUUUGGUAGUAUAAAAAAAGCACUUACAACAAAUACAACGGAGCAAGAAAUUAUUCAAUAUAUUAAAGUUGAAGUUUGCUCUAAACUUGAAGCAUUUACAGAAUUGUGUAAUAAAGCAAUCGAUGCUGAAGGACCAGCUAUUUUAACAAUGAUAUCAAAAGAUAUUGAUCCAAAAAAAGCAUGUGCUACAAUGGGUAUAUGUCCGGAAAGUUCUGCAUUUGAAAAUUGUAAUGAUAAAUGUGAAUGUUGUUUGGAUAAAAUUGAAAUUCAUGAAGUACAAAUUACUACAUUUUUGCGAUCAAUUGUUGAAAAUAUAAAAACUUUAUGUCAACGUAUGCCAAAAUCUGAUAAAUGUCUUGAAAUGACUACAAAAUUUGAUUCAAAUGUUAAUCAAAUUACAUCACGUUUUAAUGCUAAACGAGUUUGUCAAAUUUUGAAUCAUUGUUCAAAACUUCCUGUUGAAGUUGAAAGUUUAGCUGAAUGUCAAACACGAAUUGAAUCUAAAAAGAAAUUUCUUCUUUCUUCAAUAUCAACAAUAAAUCAAAAUCUUAAAUCACUUUGCGAAUAUAUUCCAUGGAACAAAGAUUGUUAUUCAAUUAUUGAUCGUUCAACAUUAGAUGUUAAUAACAAAGUUUCACAAUUAAAUAGUGAAACAAUUUGUACAUCAGGUCAAUCAUUAAUUGAUUUAGUUUGUAUUAAAAAUAGUCCAUUUGAAAAAUUAUGUAAACAACUUGUUGAAUCAAAUGAAAAUAGUUUACGCAUGGAAGCUUUAUUUAAAUCAAUGUUUAAUCAAAAUGGACAUGUAGAAAAAGAAUUAUGUGAACUUGAUUCUGAACAUCAAUCAUUAGAUUGUAAACAAUCAUUUAAAUUAGAUAAUUGUAAAGAUAAUUGUGGUUGUUGUGUGGAAUUUUAUACAACAAAAAAGAAUUAUGAUUUACAAAUGAUUGAAACAUUACGAAGUGGACUUUUAGCUAGUUGUGAUUGGAGUUUAUCAAAAGAUUAUUGUAUUUCAUGGUAUAAUCGUGUAUGUGAUCGAAUGAAAUCCAAAGUUGAUCAACAUAUACCAACAAAUUAUUGUAAACAAAUUGGUUAUUGUUCUAUUGAACAACAAAUAAAGAAUCAUGAAUGUCAAAUAGAUGGUGAUAAAUGUAAAUGUUGUACAAAACGUCUUGAUUCUCGUCAAUAUCGUUUUCGAACAACGGUUAAUGAAGUAACAACUGCACUUCUUUCUUUAUGUACUGAUGAUGAUUGUCGUUCGAUUGUUCAAUCAGCACAACAACAAUCAUUAAAUCAAAUAGAUCAAAUUCAUUCACAAACAUAUUGUCAACGUUAUGGUUAUUGUUCAUCAGAACAUUCAUCGCAGUCAACACCAUUUCUUUCACGUUUAUUAAUAAAUUCUUAUCAACAUAUUGGGUCAUCUAUUGAAGCUUUAGAUCAACGUUUAGAAGCAGCUUUAUCAAGUGAUAUCUGUUUUAAAUAUGGACAAUUACGACCAAUGUGUGAACAUUUGAUUGCAUCACCA